Schistocerca serialis cubense is the source of this 4169-nucleotide messenger RNA. RefSeq lists its product as uncharacterized. Gene Ontology annotation, biological process: peptidyl-tyrosine dephosphorylation. The record is from RefSeq and is a predicted model, not a curated record. Gene Ontology annotation, cellular component: cytoplasm; nucleus. The transcript has 13 exons. Gene Ontology annotation, molecular function: non-membrane spanning protein tyrosine phosphatase activity. NCBI's taxonomy places the organism in Eukaryota, Metazoa, Arthropoda, Insecta, Orthoptera, Acrididae. The coding region runs from base 111 to 4076 and encodes 1321 amino acids.
GAUGUUUAGUGGUUUAGAACGCCAAAGUUAGUUGUGAUGAGUGGAAAUGUGUGUUAUGAAUUGUGUUUGUUUUGAAUGUUCGUGUAGGUGAAUAUUUCUGCUGGGCGGAAAUGAAAGAUCAAGGGAGGACUCCUCUUCGAACUAUAUUACAAAAUUUUCUGAAUCACGUCGAGAAUCUGGAUAACCAGAAAGUUGAUGGGAGCUAUGAAAAAGAAUUUCAGGAACUGAAGCUCUUCAGUGAGGUUCUGAAAACAUCAGAACAGUACUGUUGUUCAGAAGGUCAAAAAGAAGUAAACCGCAAGAAGAACCGUUAUAAGGAUAUACUGCCCUUUGAUAUAAGCCGAGUUGUUCUCGAUGGUUACGCUGGCGUGCCUGGAAGUGACUACAUCAAUGCAAAUUUCAUUAAGGGUGCUAGUGGCUCACUGGCUUACAUUGCCAGUCAGGGUCCACUACCUCAUACAGUUAACGAUUUUUGGCGUAUGGUGGUGGAAUGUAAAGUUCAAGUCAUUGUCAUGGCCUGUAAUGAGGAGGAGGCUGGAAAGCACAAAUGUGAGAACUAUUGGGUAGAGGAAGAAGGACAAGAAAAGCAGUUUGGAAUGGUUACUGUUCGUCUAGUGAAGGCUAGUGUAGUUUGCCCUGACUUCCUCGUGCGGACUAUGAUGCUGAAGUACACAAACAGUCAGUCAGUUACCGAACAUCGUACAGUUUGCCAGUUUCACUACUCUGCUUGGCCAGAUCAUGGUGUGCCACCACUGGUGAGACCUCUGCUGGACAUGGUUCGCCUUGUGAGAGAUACUCAGGCUUCAGAAACUUUGCCUGUGCUUAUUCAUUGUUCUGCUGGUUGUGGCCGCACGGGCACAAUAUGUGCCAUAGAUUAUGUUUUGGGUCUACUCAGGGCUGGUAAACUGACCAGUGACUUUAGUUUAUUCAACCUGGUGCGUGAAAUGCGUAAACAACGCACAGCAAUGGUCCAGACAAAAGAACAGUAUGUUUUGGUACAUCAUGCAGUCAGGGAACUUUUUUGUGAGCAGUUACGGAUGAUUGAUUCACAUCCUUAUGAAAAUAUUGAUCUCAAUGGUAUGCCACUUGUGAAAGAGACAACUGAUUCAAAUUUGGAACCAACUUAUGAAGUAAUAGAAACACCAUGUGAAGAGAAACAAGAUAUCAGAGAAAAAGAAAUAUCUAAUUCUACUGCUCCUCCAUUGCCACAUAAAAAGAGACUUUCCACAGCAGCUUCCAAACAAGAAAAAGAAGUUGAAAAUCUAACAGAGAAACAGCGUUUAGCUUCUGAAAGGACUAGUGUUAGUGAGGAAAGUGUCAGCUCCAGUGUCAUGACAUCAGUAACAUCCACACAGAAACCGCGGAUAGCAAAACUGAAAGCUAUAUUUGAGAGGAAUCUAGGAGAUCUUGAAACAACCAAUCCUCCGACCAGAGUGCGUCAUUCACAACAGGUCACUCGCAGCCAUUCUCUCGGCGCAGUUUGUAAACCUGACUUGAAGCAGUUAUCACCGAGUCGAUUUGGGCAGAGUGAAACAAAGACAGUUCAGCACAAUGUGAAUGAACCCAAAGAAGAAAGCAGUUCCUCACACUGUUCUGGUUUUCAGCCAGCUCUUCCUAUCAAACGGAGUAAGUCAUUACGGGUUCUAGGUUCUUCUGAUCAGUCAAAACUGUCUUUGGUUUCAGUAGGAAAAGGAAAUUUGGUAAAAAGUCAAAAAUUUUGUGGGAGUGAAAGUGUUAGUUCAGGAAAGUGUAUUGCAACGCAGCAAGCAAAAGACUGCACAGUGAAUCAUAAGUCUUCAGGUACAAACAUUUCACAUCACUUUGAAGGAUCUGAAAGACGAGGGUUGGAAACGGGGACCGUCUUUAACCAGCCGAGUUUGAAUAGUUGUCCACCUAAGUUUUCAGACAGAGCAGGUGCAGGAAAUGAACAAAGGUAUGAUGGAGGCCAGAAACUGCAUGGGUUAGCAAACUCUGUGAGUGAUAGAAGCAGCAGUUUGGAAUGUUGCGGCACUGAGGAACUGAAGGGUAACCUAAGGAAAGUGCAAGGAACGUCAGUUAGUGGUGGUGGCGGUAGCAGCAGCAGCAGUAGUAUGGAAUCGGAAGCAAAAGCAGCUCUGUGGCCUCAGAAUAGGUCCACAUGUCAAAGCAAUUUGUCUAAGACUGAUUUAGAUGAUAGAAGAGGUUGGAAAGAUAGUAAGCAGUGUGCAACAAAUUUGGUAAAAUAUGCUGUGUGUCAACACAGAAACUCAUUAAGUAGUGGACAGUCUCAUGCUUCUUCAAGUGUUUAUGUAAAGCCAGUGAACCAAGGACUUUAUGGUGAAAUUCAGAAGAAGGUAUCUAGCAUUGUAACAGGACUCGGCGUAAGGGAGAGAAGGAAUAGCUUCAGACAAGCUGUCAGCACUGAUAAGGUAUCUGGCUCAGAUACACGUUGUGUAAAAUGUGAAAGUGAUAGUGUGUGGUCAAAAAGUGAUAUACAGGUUCGUGAUGCUAAAACUCUUUCAGAUAGGCAGGAAAGUAAUUCCAAAGUGUUAAUUCAGAGUGAUUUGGUGCAGGGUGCCAAAAUCUACUCUAAUCUCUCCCCACAUUCUCAUGCAGAUGCUUUACACCCAGUGGUCCAGGAUGAAAGGGGAGAAAGAAAUGCUCGAGCAGGAGGGCCGCAGCCUCAUAAUUCACAAAACAAAAUUAAGUGUUCAUCAGUUAGGACUGAAAAAAAUCCAGUGAAUUGCUGUAGUGAAGCGGUAAACAGAAAAUGUAUCCAUCAAAGAGCUGAAGAACAAAGAGUGGCCAAACCUGUGAAAGAAAGCAAAAUAUCACCUCAUGUUUGCAGGGAUGAAAAAGUUUCUUGUGUCAUGUGUGAACCAGAGGGCAGAAAUCAACACAGGAAGGUAGAAAGCACAUACUCAAAAUAUAGCAGAAUAUUGCCUGUUGGGAGAAAACUUUCUCAACCAGCAUGGGUGAAUCAUGAACAGUUGACUUCAAGUGUCAUUAGGGACAGUAGCAGUAGUGGAAGUAGAUUGGAUCCUCAGCAGUCUCAUUAUUUGCACGAUAUGAAACCUGAACUGACUGUUUCAGCAAAACCAUCUUUUGUCCCUCAGACUGAAAGAUACGAUGACAUAGUUACAAAUCGUGUGUCUUCAAGUGAAGUGAGCUACCAUAAGGGGUUCCUAAAUAAACCAGUACCACCUCCUAGUAAACAAAAACCUACCUUGGUUAGCAAAACUAUAAGAGGGAACAGUGCUUCGAAAAAUGAAAGAGAACCAUGCCCAGGACAAAGUAGCGCUUCAGCCAGUGCACAGUUCUUUGGUGAGCAGAGUACUGUAGGAAGUGAUAGCGUGUUUGUUAAGAAUGUAGAUGUUAGUCAACAACAAACUCAGCAUGUGGAUAGGUUAGUGAGAAGAACAGUUUGCAAAGAAAGGGAAGAAGGGAACUCCAAAUUAUUAGCAGCAACAGACAGCCAGCCAUUUGCAAGAAAUGUGGCCCAAAGCAGUGGACCUGACUUUAAAAAGGCUACAGUAACUGUUGACCAGCACAAAUAUCAACACAGUAGUGGUCACGUUCCUGCACUUGGGCAAGAUGAAAAGCUGUCAGCACGACACAAACAUGCCUCACUGAAGGAAAUAAACCGUAGUGAUGAUUCAUUUAGCUAUGGUCUUGUUGCUGGAGUGCAGCUGCGACAAGGUUCACAAGAUGACAGUGCUUGCAGCUGUCCAAAUGUUGCACCUAAAGUGAGACGGCAUGCAAGUGUAGUGCUCUUGCGACAUAGUCUCAUAGAAACAGCACCCCUCUCAGUUUGGAGCAGAGAUCACCAAGGUAGAGCUCCCCGUGUACCAAAUGUGAAACCACCUCUAAAUCAAGAAGGUACUGCCGGCUGGGGAACUGCUGCUGGUGUUGAUGUAGACUUUGUUGCAGCAAGUAUGAAGUCUCAAGGAAAGCCAGAAGCCUCAUUUCCUCGAAAUACAGAAACACAGCACCUUCAGAGGCAUACUCAGCAUAGUUACCCAGAUGUUCCACAACGAACUGCAGGUGCAGAAGGAGUCACGUCACCACAUCUAGUGAGGAAGCAACACUACCUGUAAGGAAGGGUCCAGAUGUUAGAAGAAACUGGUUCCUUUUGUAAAUAUGUAAGAUAUCUGUUACAUUGUAAACAAUAAUAAAUCUGCUUAAAACAA